Messenger RNA from Pseudogymnoascus verrucosus, 1458 nucleotides. RefSeq lists its product as uncharacterized. The record is from RefSeq and is a predicted model, not a curated record. The transcript is spliced from 3 exons. NCBI's taxonomy places the organism in Eukaryota, Fungi, Ascomycota, Leotiomycetes, Thelebolales, Thelebolaceae. Bases 341 to 1174 code for a protein of 277 amino acids.
GUUCUAUAUACUGUAUUUACUCGUGAUACUCCCUGGCACCGUCUGUACUGUGGAAUCUUAAGGGAUACCGGGUAUUAUCACCCGUUUUUGGGUGUGGCAUCUCCAACGUCGAUGCAAUUUAUGACAGCCUCACCCCUGUGUCCGUGAACACCUCGCCUCGCAUCCUACGAGCUCCCCUUCCGCCCAAAAAUGGUCCUGAUAUUUUCCUCAGACACUUCGCGCAACAAUUGCGCUCCUUCAGUCUUGCAAUCCAUCGGUGCUGGGGAAUCUUUGCGCGACGAAAGGAGGGUUUAUGCGAACGAUUUCUAAAUUUCCAAGGGAGUGAGAAAGGCGUUCUCAUAUGAGAGACGAUAUGUCGGUAGCGAUGGAUUUUCUCAAACAGAAGGGUGUGAAGAAUGAACCCGAGAGACUUUGGGUUACAAAAUUGACUCUCCGAUGCAUCUCGAGCGUCCUCAGUUGCGCAAUCAUUGGCACCGGGGCUAGCACUCAUAAUGUCGAGAUUGCAUUGAUGAUGCCGCCAGCUUUCAUAAUACUAUGGAACGUCGCCGAGGGAAUCACCCUGAUCGUCCGUCGACGCGCAUACGAAGGCAUCCAUCCCGGCGCCUGCGUCGCCCUCGACUUAUUACUAUCGCUCGGCAACUUGGUUUGCGUGGGUAUGACGGGGCCGGAGAUCUCGAAUCCGAAUAUUUACUCCUCGAGGAACUGGCAUGACCCCGUGGACUACUCUUCCCAGAGACUUAUAAUCGGUGGUGUGGCUGUGAGUAUAAUCGUAACACUCAUCCAGAUCUCCCUCUUCGUCAUAGCUUGCGUUGAGACGCACCGACGGCGUAAAGCUGAACGCAACGUGCCAAUCGCUCUUGCCACUUUCGACUCAGGCCAGCAGCAGGGCACAUUCAUCAACCCAAACCAGCAACCCUUCAAUCCCAACCAACCCCCCGGCGCAUUCAACCCAAACCAACAGCAACAGACCCAGACACAGACAGACGACCCCCCCCCACCUUACCAACUACUCCCAAGCACAGACGCAAACACACCAAACACCGUCCCCCCAAUCCUCCAUCGCGCAGCCUCAGAUUCUACCAUUCCGCCAGGGGACUUUGGCGCCCUUGCCAGGAACGGAGGCACCGACGCAGCCUCAGUGGCUGGGGAAUUCGACGCCACAGAGACAUCAUGAGAUGUCCAACACGCCGGCGCCGAAUGCGGGAGAGGUGUUUAAUGGGAGACCACCUCACAUGGCCGCGCCGCCGGUGGCGCCGCCGGUGGCGCAGAUGCCACAACAUGAGUUAUCAAGUGGUACCCCCGCGCCAGGGGGGUUUACCCAGAUUGCCCCACUACCGCAGCAGAUGUCACAGUAUGGGACUGCGACGGCGAGCCAGGCGGGAAGUCCCGCCGCCGAGAUAUGAGAUGUAUAUUCGGAUUACUGGUGCGGAGAGGGGUGCGAAUCUGCACGAGAUGGGG